Messenger RNA from Aspergillus saccharolyticus JOP 1030-1, 1376 nucleotides. Its product is annotated as TauD/TfdA dioxygenase family protein. The transcript has 5 exons. The record is from RefSeq and is a predicted model, not a curated record. Lineage: Eukaryota; Fungi; Ascomycota; Eurotiomycetes; Eurotiales; Aspergillaceae. The coding region runs from base 284 to 1351 and encodes 355 amino acids. Gene Ontology annotation, molecular function: 2-oxoglutarate-dependent dioxygenase activity. Gene Ontology annotation, cellular component: cytoplasm.
UAAAAUCCAUGGUCUGUAGAAGAGGGUUCGCGUCGCAGUGAUGAGGAGUUGUCGCCAUUCGUACUGCAGGACCCGCGCACCCUCCACUGUGGUGGAGACUACACGUUGACAACAUACCAGCCGUGAUCGCUGCCGCAGAGUAGAACAAACAUCCGUCGGCUAUUAUAGUUUAUAUAAAGAGUCAGGAAGCUUGACGAGAUCGUCCGCCUGUUUUCGAGCAUCGAAUAUCCCGUUAACUUAGUUGCUUUUGCCUUCAGCUUCUGUGUCGUUCAAAAUCUCCAUCAUGCCUGCCGUCGUCGAAAAUAGUCCGGCUGCGACCAUCAGGGGAGGCCAUGAAGAGUCGCGUCCUCGUAUUUCAGAGCCACUCCAGUAUUCCGGGACGCUCGACUCGUACGUCAAAAGAGACCUGACGCCGGUAAUUGGUCGCGAGUACGAAGGUCUUCAGGUGGCAGAGAUCUUGAAAUCAGAACAACGUGAUCAGAUCAUCAAGGACUUGGCGGUAACGAUCUCAAGCAGAGGUGUUGUUUUCCUGCGUGAUCAGGACGUGACACCGCAGCAGAUGCGCGAGUUUGGAGAGAAACUAACAUAUUUGGCCGGAUGCCCAGAGUCAUCCGGACUACACAUCCAUCCCCUAACAGAAGAAGGCAGUGAACUGGGCGACCAAAUCAGUGUGAUCAGCAGCGAGAAGCAGAAGAAAGGAGGCGGUCUUACACAUCAACUCAGCGACACGAGUCGGUUCGCCUCGGUGGGUUGGCACAGCGACAUCAGCUUCGAACCCGUGCCAUCCGACUAUGCCAUGCUGAAGAUCCACACGCUUCCCGAGACGGGCGGCGAUACUCUCUGGGCGUCGGGAUAUGAGAUCUAUGAUCGCUUGUCGCCCGCCAUGGCCGGGAUGUUGGAGGGGCUGACGGCCACACACGACGCGACUUUCUUCCACGAGGAAGCGCGGAGGUUGGGCAAUCCGUUGCGGAAAGGAAUUCGAGGGUCUCCGCUCAACCAGGGAGAGGCGCUGACCGCCGUUCAUCCCGUGAUCCGCACGAAUCCUGUCACUGGGUGGAAGUCCGUGUAUGUGAAUAAGGGAUUCACGAAGCGCAUCAACGGAGUCACAAAAGACGAGUCCGAUAUGUUGCUCAACUACUUGUUCAAUCUUGUCACCCAAAACCAUGAUGCGCAGGUUCGCUUCCGCUGGAACAAGAAUGAUUUGGCAAUCUGGGAUAACAGGUCGACUUGGCACUGUGCGACCUAUGACUAUGUGGAGGCUCGGGCUGGAGACCGGGUUUGCAGUCUGGGUGAAGCACCGUACUUGGAUACUCGCUCAAAGUCGCGUAGGGAGGCCUUGCGGGAGGCGUGAGGCGGUUGAUUUCCUUGUCUAUAAG